CACAGACGUACAAAAAUGUCUAGGACUACCUGUUAUGAGUCAACCAGCGCAACAAUUAAGGUCUCCUUAAAUAGUGUUGGUAACAUAGCGUCUUUUCAGUCGACAAGUUUACAAAGUGUAGAGCGGAACGUGGGCAAGGGGAUUCCGAGGAAUCUUUAUUCGCAACGCAUUUUUCACAGGAAAAGUUUGGAAUUUGAAGAAAGCCAGGUAUCCUGUUUAACGACACGGAGGCACGGGACAGCGUCUGACGGUAACAAAGACUCCCCACGGCGAGACCUCGGCUGUUUACGGACAAGUACACGGUCGGCGUCACGGAGUUGUGUCAUCCAAAAACAUCACUCAAGGCUUGUAUUGAAAGGUAAGAUGAGGUGGCGACAAGUUUGGGCGGCCGCGCUGCUCGUGACAUGUUUUACAUACGCUGCAAACGCAGUCGUGCUCGGUAAUGAAGAAGUGGUGACGCCGAGGAUCAUCGUCCAGCCGGAGGACAUCGUGUACGACCCGUCCUCCUCCACCCAGCGGGUCACCCUGAACUGCAAGGGGGAGGGCAUCCCGGCUCCGCAGUACCGCUGGAGGAAGAACGGUCAAGAACUCAACGUACUGUCGGAUGAAAGGCUGACCCUGAUUGGUGGAAACCUGGUGAUUGACAACCCACAGAAGGACCGUGAUGCGGGACUGUACGAGUGUCUGGCCUUUAACGACCUCGGUAUUGUGGUCAGCAGGCCGAGCAACCUCACCUUCGCCUUUGUGGAACGGUUUUCGACGGACGCACGGCCCGGCAUGACAGUGCUGGAGGGACACGGGGCCAGGCUGGUGUGUGACCCGCCAGAGGGACACCCUGGACUGGUGUUCCAUUGGGUGAAGACUCAGUUCCCGAGCUUCGUGGACCAGGACGACCGCGUGUUCGUGUCGGAGACCUCGGGUGACCUGUACUUCGCGCAGGUGAGGGAGUCAGACGCCGGAGAGUACCAAUGCCUGGUGCAGAGCUCCACGGACCACUCACCGCUGAGUGAGAUCAGCAUAGAGGGUCGCUACAGUCCGCCCAUCACUCUCAGGGUCACCAGGAGACCGCCCGGCCAGGUGGCGCCCCAGCUCGCUGUGUCCGAGAGGAGCGUGUCCGCGCUGAGGGGAACGACAGUCAGGAUGGAAUGCUUCGCGUACGGAAACCCAGUACCCCGGAUCAGUUGGCGGCGUCUGGAUCAGUUCGGAGUGGAGACCCCUCUCCCUGUGAACCAUUACCUGGACAAGUGGAACCAGGCCCUCAUCAUCACCAAGCUGGACCUGCAGGACGCCGGCUUCUACGAGUGCCGGGCCGCCAGCUCCAGCGGGAGCGCCUCGGGAUCCACACAACUCAUCGUACAAGGUGUUCCGCAGUUCCUCCAGGGCCUGUCGAGUCAGCAUGUUGAGCUGGGCGGCAGAGCUCACUGGGAGGUCCGUACAGACGGCGACUACACCGUGUCGUACACAUGGCUGCAUAACGGACAGGUUCUAAACGGAGGCGGAAGAGUGGCUCUGGCUAGUUCAGGUUCCACUGCUUCGCUGAGCAUCUCGGGACUGCGUGCAGAGGACAGCGGUGUUUACCAGUGUGUGGCCUUCAACCAAUGGGGCAGGGCGAACAGCGCUGCGGAACUCAGGGCACAAGAUGAGCCUCCAUCGUUUGGACUGCGGCUCCUCCCAGAAAUCAUUGCGUCCGCUGGAGGUACCGUGGUCUUCAAUAUGCGCAGGCGCGGAGUGCCCGUACCAACGGUCACGUGGAAGAAGAACGGAGCAAACGUGCAACUUGGCGGGAGAUAUUCUAUGCUGGACGGGGGAAGUCUGAGGAUCACAGGUGUCCAGCUGUCCGAUGGUGGCAUGUACACCUGCCAGCUAACGAACCGGAUGGGAGCAGCCACCAGUACGGCCACACUCACAGUUCAAGACGGAUCCUCGCGGUCCAGUGGCAAUCCCUCGCGGGUGACAGUGGAUUACCAGCAGGACGGGACCCUUCCGUGCUCCACCGGCGGCAGCUCCUCUUCAGACGUCAUCAAAACCUGGUUCCACAACGGCCACCGCGUAGACCUGUCCAGCGACCACUACGUCAAGGAUUCAGACGGUUCCCUGAAGAUUCUACAGACCACCAAAGUCAUGGAGGGGACCUACGUGUGCUCUGUGGAAACGAGGACUGGCAGCCGGGAGCAGAGGGCUGUGCUCACUGUGCGUGCCUCUCCAGAUGCCCCUCUACAUGUUCGCGCCAGUGACGUCAGCAGCAGGACAGGUCGGGUCGCAUGGACUGCCGGGAGUGACAACCACAGUCCCGUGACAGGGUACAUCGUUCAGGGGAGGACACAGACGGACCGGAGCUGGACCACUCUGGAGUCAGGGUCUGCAGAGGUACUCGCAGACGACAGGAUGCAGACCACCGUGUCAGAGUUGUUGCCAGGCAACGAUUACGAGUUCCGCGUGCUCGGCAUGAACGCCAUCGGGCUGGGUGAACCAAGUCUUCCCUCGCCGAUAUACAGCACACAUUCAGAUGCCCCUGUCGCCAAGGUUGGCGGAGUCGGAGGAGGCGGAGGUGACAUCGGAGACCUGGUGAUCAGAUGGAACGCUCUAGCAGAGAAGUACCGAGGCGGACCCGGGUUUGGCUACAAGAUUUUCUUCAAGAAGCUCGGUUCGACAGACGACUUUUCGGUGGUACAGGUGACUGACCCGAACAUGGACCACUACGUGCACAGCCCCGACCCUCCGCUAGGCGUGUUCGUGGCGCACGAGGCCAAGGUUCAGGCCUUUAACCAGUACGGAACCGGUCCCAUGAGCGACAGGGCUGUGGUGUUCUCAGGAGAAGGACCACCGAAGCAGGUUAAAAACCUGAAGGCCAUCGACGCGACGGACAGCUCGGUCAGUCUUCGCUGGGACAUCCCGGAACACAACGGGCAGGUCAUCGGCUACCGGGUCCUCUACUUCCUCACUAACGAUGAUGAUGAAAAUGGUGCCAACUCGGCAGAGAUGAAGCAAUUAGACGUCGGACCAGAAACAACUACCGUUGUCGGGAAUCUAACGGCGGGAGAGUCAUACACCUUUCAGGUUAAAGGGAGGACGGCCAGUGGGUAUGGCCCUUACAGCGACGCAGUGGUGGCGAAAACGCGCGAGGCCGGCUUCUUGGCCCAGUCGUACGUCGGUGGUGUUCCCCUGGGACUGUUCCUCUUCAUCAUUUUCUUCCUGUUACUCCUCAUCUUGCUGUUCUUGCUGUGUUUCUGCUGUUGGUGGAAGGGGCUGUGCGAACACUGGUGGGGACUGUGCUGUGCCUGCUGUCUGUCCUGCUGUCCGUGCUGUGCUGGAUGUGCGGAGUACUGCGGCUAUGGCGGCAAGAAAAAGCAUAAGAAGUAUUACAGCGACGACUGGGAGCUCAGUGAAAUCGCCAUGCAGGAUUUCAAAUCUUCAGCUAUGUCUGAAGAGCACAAACUAGCCCUAAAGCGCCACCGUUCGACUAUCGUGGAACAUGUUAAUCCGUACCUGAUGACAGACUAUCUCCUGGAUAGAGGCAUCAUCACAAGUCCUAUCGCAGGCGAGCUGAGGCGGUCCGAGUCCCAACCGGAAGCUGUGGAAAAGAUUCUGGACAUGCUGCCGUCCCGGGGAGAUCCCGCCUUCUACGCCUUCUGUGACGGCCUCAGGGAUUCCUGUCAACUCGCCUGGCUGGCAGACCUUCUCGAGGGAGGAGGUACAAAAAAGAACCCCAGCUUUGUUUACAAGAAGGACCCCAAGAAUCCCUCCCUCUACUCCAAGAGCCCGUCCCUCCACCCCAAGAUCAUUCCCCUCGAAACCAAGUCACCCUCCCUUUACUCCAAGAGCCCAUCCCUCCUUCCCAAGAGCCCUCCCGUCGACUUCAAGACACCAUCCCAGAGCCCUUCCCUUCCAUCUAAGAGUCCUUCCUACCACUCCCAGACCCCCUCCUACGGAUCCAGGAAACCCUCCCUCGUCUCUAAGAGCCCAUCCCUCCAUCCCGAGAGCCAUCCCGUCGACUUCAAGACACCAUCCGCCCACUCCCAGAGCCCAUCCCUCCACUCCAAGAGUCCUUCCUACCACUCCCAGACCCCCUCCUCCGGAUCCAGGAAACCCUCCCUCGUCUCCAAGACCCCCGACUUCGUCUUCCUCCCAGAUGGUAUGUCUGAACGGUACAAGAAAGAGCUGAUCCGGUACAGGUUCCAUCUGCUGGAGCACAUCUUCCCGGAGCGCAUGCUGUACCAUCUGCUGCUGCGCAAGGCCAUCACUCGCACGGAGUUCAGUCUCGUGGAUCGCGAGAUGACCAAGAAGGGCGCCAACGAACAGCUCCUCUACAUCCUGCCGACCAAGGACGACGACGCUUUCUUCGCUCUGUGUGAGGGACUCCGGAGGGACUGUGAUGCAGGGUGGCUGGCAGACCUUCUGGAAGGGAAAGAGCUCCAAUCUCACCAGAAGGAGCUGCUGAUCACCCACAGGCAGGCACUGGUGGACAACAUGAACCCCAUCCCCAUCAUCGACUUCCUGGUGUCCAAGGACAUUCUCUCCAUCAACGUGGCGCAGGACAUCAAGAAGCUGAAGACGAAGCACGAGAUGAACGAGAAGCUGCUGGACAUCAUCAUGACGAUGAAGAGCGGCGCGUUCCUGAUGUUCAUCGUGGCGCUCCGGAUGCUGCCGGACUCCGCCUGGCUGGCCGACCUGCUGGAGGAACCCACUGUUGACACAGCUAUGAGGAAGGACCGACGAGACAUGCUGCUGGCGUUCAGAUCUAUCAUCAUCAACAACGUGAAGGACACGGACAAGGUCAUCGAGUACCUGGUUAAAAUGGAGGUCUUGGCACCAGCUCAAGUGAACGAUUUGAACAGUCUCCGUGCGGAGGAAGCGAAGUGUGGGAAGUUGCUGGACAUGCUGCCACCACGUGGUGACGAGGCUUUCGAACAUUUCUGUGAAGCGCUGAGAACUAGGGUUCACCUGGCCUGGCUGGCUGACACCCUGGAGGGAGAAGGAAUGACCAGCGCGAAGAAGCUGCAGCUGAUCCGUCACCGCGCGGUGCUGGUGGAUAAGAUGUCUCCGGAGCCCAUCAUCACGUACCUGUCCCAGAGCCAGGUAGUCGGCAGACCUCAGGUUUUCUCCAAAGCCAUGGGUAACUACAUCAUCAACGCGCCUCUUCGUGAGGAGAGGAACGAGCGGAUUCUGGACCUGUUGCCGUCCCGGGAUGACCUCGCCUUUGACGUGUUCUGUGAGGCCCUCAGGACCAUGGGCAAACAGGCCUACCUGGCCGACAUGCUGGAUGGUAAACAGACAGCCGUGCAGAGUGCAGAGAUGAACGGAGUGGGACUACAGCUGGUGCAGCACCCCUUUAACCUGAUGUCAGGCACGUCCGUACGGGCGCACAGGGGGCAGCAGGUCAUCCUGGAGGUCAAAGGGGAAGCCAAGAACGUCCGAUGGUUGUACGAAGGAGAGAUGAUUCCGCCAACUAAAGGUCUGCAUAAAAAGACGGACGGAUUCAAGCACGAGCUGCGCAUCGACAGCAUGACCCCCGAGCUGGGCGGGACCUACACUUGCGAGGGCACCACGCCAGGGGGCGGUGUUGCCUGUGACAUCACCAUCAUCGUCAUGACCGAGGAGGAGCUUCUGCUGUGAGAGGCUGACUUGGUGAAUGAAAUGAAGUGCACAGUGAAAAACCAAUGUUGAAAGCUAAGGAGAGGACCAUUUACUUUUCAUGGUGUUCAUUUUUAAUGAGAGAAAUUAUUCUAUUUGUGCUGAAUGAAAUUCUUCAUUAAACCAUAUGUGCAGCAGACAUUCAUCUAAUGAUGUUUGGAGGCGUGAUAAACGAACUGCGACUGCGAUAAUAGAUAGACUUCCAAUCUUAUAUACUACAAAGUUGGAACACAAUAUUUACGUCAUUCAAGCCCUAGAGUUCCUGCCAUGAGAUGUUUAGAUAUGUUGCAUCGCAUAUAUGUUGCCAUCGAUUGUAUUUCUUAAAUGAAAUGUAGAAUAUAUAAUUAAUACAAGAAACAUAGGUCCAUUGCAUACAUGUAACUUAGCAAUACGUAUACCCUCUUGUUAAAUUUCUUGGUGCUAUCACUAUGUGUUAAAAGACAAAGCCUUUCUCCAACGUAGCAUAUUCUAGUCACUUCUAUUGAUUGCAAUUCCAUAUGACGAUAGUUUAAGUGCAAUUUAUCCUGAUGUAUAUCCAGUAGAAAGUUAGAAGAUGCUACUGCACUGAAUUUGUAAUCUAAUCUUUGUAGAUUGGAGUUAUUCGGUAUGUAAAUGAUUUGGUGUAGGGUUUGAAGCGGUCGACAAGAAGAAAACAGUGUUCUGAGAUAUAUCAGUUGUAAAUAGCACACUGUAGGCAGCUAACGUUAGAUAUAGAUUUAGUAGGGGUGAAUUGCUUUGUUUGGAUUUGUACAUAUCACAGAAAUAAGAGUCAUUUUUGGUUGCUAUUCCUGACGUUUAGCGUACAGAUAGAUACGAUUAAAGCUUUGCCUUUAGUACCUACGUUACUUGCCAAGAAUAAAACGGUAGCCAAGUUAUCACUUAACCCUGCUGCUACAGAGUAACUAUGCCAGCACAUCAAUAAACAGUGAAAUGGCGAUGUUGGAAGCUAAAGAGAGUACCAUUUACUUUUUAAUGUGUUCAUGUUUUCAUGAGAGAAAUGAUUUUAUUUGUGCUGAAUAAAAUUCUUCAUUAAACCAUG
This is a messenger RNA of Branchiostoma floridae (Florida lancelet), 6670 nucleotides long. Its product is annotated as contactin-3-like. Lineage: Eukaryota; Metazoa; Chordata; Leptocardii; Amphioxiformes; Branchiostomatidae. The record is from RefSeq and is a predicted model, not a curated record. Bases 16 to 5613 code for a protein of 1865 amino acids. Gene Ontology annotation, molecular function: protein binding. Gene Ontology annotation, biological process: regulation of apoptotic process; cell-cell adhesion. The transcript has 33 exons.